UUAAAAUAUAUGUGCUGUAGGCCUACUGUUGACAAAGUGAUUAUUUUAAUUUUAAUUUCCCGUCAUUGUUAUUGUCUCAAGUUCGGUUUCGAUCUGGAUCCAAAUAGUUCUUGAUCUAUUGGGAUUUCAAGUUGUUAUUGUUGUACUUUCGAUUUACCAUCACUGAAAGUAAACAGUUUACCUUGUUGUAUCAUCCAUCGUCAGUUCAAUUCAAGAAUAUACUAAUCUAGAGAUCUAUAAUCUAGAUCUAUAUCUAGAUCUAUAUCUAGAUCUAGAUUCUAAUUCAAUUAUCAAUUGUCAGUUGUACCUUCGAUCUAUCCAGAGAAAGUUAAUAAAUGAAAUAGCUGUUGUGUUUGCAGAAUGCGGCAUCCGAAAUAGCCCCAAAACAAGUGAAGUGACGCUGACUGGACUUUAAAAAAUUCUUACAACAUGGAAUCGAAGAAAAAGCUCUCAGACUUAGACCCUAUGCUCGGCUCUCUGUCCACGGAGGAUGAGCAGAGAGUUCUGUCUAUCCUGGAGGAUAGGGAUAAGAUCAUAAUGUUGCAACAAAUGCAGAUUGAAAGAAUGGAGUCGGAACUCAAACAUGUCAAAGCAGAACGGGAUUUACUGCAGAUUCGACUAGCCGCUGCUCAAAUGGAUACCUCUACCGAUAAUAGCUACAGCACUGAUGACAC
Molecule: messenger RNA, 674 nt
Organism: Aplysia californica (California sea hare)
Lineage: Eukaryota; Metazoa; Mollusca; Gastropoda; Aplysiida; Aplysiidae
Product: keratin, type 1 cytoskeletal 11
Source: RefSeq, a predicted model, not a curated record